Molecule: messenger RNA, 922 nt
Organism: Drosophila subpulchrella
Lineage: Eukaryota; Metazoa; Arthropoda; Insecta; Diptera; Drosophilidae
Gene: Jhbp13
Exons: 4
Coding region: 96-848 (250 amino acids)
Source: RefSeq, a predicted model, not a curated record
GGUUCAGUUGUUGUUUAACGUUCUAGCAGUUGGUUUAUAGUCGAGCUCGAGCCCCAAAAAAGGAUAUAGUUUCGUAGUGUAGUACAGAACUCAGAAUGCAUUACAUUGUUGGAUUGCUGUGCCUGCUGGCCAUUGGAGUCAACUCAGCCCCCACGGAUAAAAAUUACUUUUCAGAUCUGCCAAAAUGCUCGACCGACGAGGACCAGCUGGGGGAUUGUGUCAAGGAGAUAUUCAAUACGCUAACGCCCCGUCUCAAGGACGGCAAUCCCGAGCUGAGGAUCGAACCCUACGAACCCUUGCAUCUCAACCGAACUAGCUUCCAGUACUCCAGUGGCAAUGUCAACGGUCGGAUUACCGUUCGCAAUGCCAAGAUCUACGGAUUCGCCUCCAAUCGGGCCAAAGAAGUGUCCGUCAAACUCAAUGGGGACAAGGUGAAACUGCGCCUGGUCACCAAAAUGCCCAAAAUGAAUAUUGUGGGUAGCUAUAAGGCCGACAUGGUGGUGAAUCAGCUGCAAUUGAAGCCCAAGGGGGAUUUUAAUGUAACGCUAUUGGAUGUGGAGGCCACAACGGUCACCGAUGGUGAGAUCUACGAGAAGGAUGGUCACCGGUAUUUCCGCCUCAAAAAUAUUGAUUCGAAGCCAAAGAUUAGGGAUUUGGUCAUCAAGGCCAACGGAAUAUUUGCAGAUCCAGAACUGGAUGAAAUAGCUUUGAAUGUUGCUAAUCAGUACUGGCGCGAUAUCUACGGAAUAAUGCUGCCCGAGACCCGACAGUUUUGGCAACCCCUUAUGUUGCGAAUGUUCAACGAGGCUUUGGAACUGGUUCCCAUCGACCAGUUUCUCAAGGAGUAGCUCAAUUAGUUGUUGAAUUAAACUUGUGAUGAUUGUUUAAUAGAUAAUAAAUUGUUCCAUUAACUGCUAUUAAA